Messenger RNA from Mangifera indica (mango), 1635 nucleotides. RefSeq names its product serine/threonine-protein kinase-like protein At5g23170. The transcript has a single exon. Gene Ontology annotation, molecular function: ATP binding; protein kinase activity. The record is from RefSeq and is a predicted model, not a curated record. The coding region runs from base 378 to 1487 and encodes 369 amino acids. Gene Ontology annotation, biological process: protein phosphorylation. Gene Ontology annotation, cellular component: plasma membrane. Lineage: Eukaryota; Viridiplantae; Streptophyta; Magnoliopsida; Sapindales; Anacardiaceae.
CAGCUAACGUAGAAGAAAAAGAGAAUCUGAAUCGUCACAAUUCCAUUCUUUUUCAAUACUUAAUCCAUUGUAUGAUCUCCCUUCUCUUAUUUCUUCGGCUCUUUCGUUCUCUUUUUCUCUUCGCCUUUCUCCUUUUUAUUCUCUCAAUUCAAUGAUUCCUCCAUUAUAAUUUUCCUUUUCUUGUUCCCCAAAACCUCCUUUAUUCUCUGCGUCUUUCUCACGUACACCCACCACUGUUUUCACUUAUAUAUUCAUUCAUCUCUUCUUUUUAGAACUCCUUCCUUUCAUUUUCCCUCCAAAUAUUCACAAGUUUAGUGGGGGAGUUUGUCACGGGCUCAGGUUGGGAGCCGUUUUGCAAGAAAAUUAGGUUCAGCCUUAUGGAGUUUGAUUAUCGAGAACUCGUCAAGGCCACUGAAAGUUUCUCCUGUUCAUCCCUCCUCGGCAAAGGUAGCCAUGGAUGUGUUUAUAAAGCCGUUCUUCACGACGAUCACCACCGUCUUCCCAAUGUUGUCGCCAUUAAACGAGCUUCGUUUAAUGGCCGUGAAGUUUUUCUCGAAAACUCCAAGAAACUUAACAAUGAAAUUCAGGUUUUAUCUUCUCUAAGUGAUCAUGAAAACCUUAAUGUAGUUAACUAUUUGGGAACCAGUUCUGAUUGCGAAAAUCAAAACAAGCUUUUGGUUAUGGAGUUUUUGCCUAAUGCCUCGCUUUAUAAUUUGUUACACAACUCUUCUUCUUCUGGUUCGCCACCGCCGUCGUGGCCUAAACGUGUAGAAAUUGCCAUCCAAAUCGCCAAGGCCAUCCAUUUUCUUCAUGAAGUUGCCAAUCCGGUGAUUAUCCACAGAGAUAUAAAGUCUUCCAACAUUUUACUCGACGCUAAUUGGAUCCCAAAGCUCGUCGAUUUCGGGCUCGCUGUUGAUGCGUCAUCGAUAACUUCACAGCCCGUUCAGCCUGCGGGAACAAUCGGGUACCUUGAUCCCUGCUACACUUCACCAAAUAAAUUAAGCAGAAAGACUGACAUGUUCAGUUUUGGGGUAGUUUUGUUAGAGAUUAUAAGUUGCCGGAAGGCCAUUGACGUGUCGAAACAGCCAGCGUCGAUCGUCGAGUGGGCGACGGCAUUGAUCAAAGAGAAGCGGGCCAUGGAGAUUUGUGAUACGAGCGUUUCUCUGCCGAGUUACAUGGAGGGCACGAUCAAGCACAUGUUAAACUUGGCGGCGCGUUGUGUGUCGUUGGAGGAAGACAACCGCCCCGAAAUCGGAGAGGUUUUCAUGGUGGAGACGUGUUUUGUUGAACGAGUUAGAACGAUUCCCAUCUGGAUGAGCUUGUGGGGUAGCGUGAUGAGGAUGAGAAGAAGGCAAAGGAGAUCAGAUUUUCCAUCAAAGAAACAGCUUUGUGAUCGUGAUAACGAUAAUGGUGAUAAUAUUUGCAGUGAUAUUUCCAGAGGGAAGAUGAUUUUGAGAGAGAUUUUGGCUGAUAUAUCUCUCAAGUGAGUUGAGUUAAUCUUUUGACUCGAUUUUGUUACACCUAUGCAGCUGAGUGAAUGAUAAACUCGAGCGAGUCAACGUUUGAUGGCUAGCUAUCUUUACACCCAUGUAAAUUUACUUAUGUAAAUAUAGGUUUAAUUAUCCUUAUUUUUUA